ACGAACGUUCCUUUUAAGACCGCUUUAUUCUGAAGGGAUGUUGGGGGCGGGGCCUAAGGCCCCCACCAGGAACACGUGACUCGGUACGAGGAAAACAUGCAUCCUCCUCUUCAUCGCCAUCAUCAUCAUCCUCGACUGAAGACCACACGCGCGGCUGCCUCAUCAUCAUCUUCCUCUCCCGCGCUGAGGCCGCCGGCGGUUCCGGUCCGGAUCGUCGGCUCGGCGGUUUGGGGGUCGGGCGCGUGCACUGCGUGACCAAGAUGGUGUACGCGUCCACCAACACGGUGGCCAUGGAGCGCACGCUCUUUGCUCCCGCCUUUUCCUAUCCCGUGUCCUUCAACUACUCGGAGCGGGAAAACUCAACGGUCCCGAGCAGCUCGGCCACGCCCACCAACGUGACCUCCUCCCCUUCGUCGUGGCUGAGCCGCCCGCAGGAGGAGCUGACGUCGGGCGAGGUGGCGGCGCUGGCGCUGGCGUUCGGGGCGGUGUGGCUGGUGUCCAUCUUGGGAAACUCGCUGGUGUGCGUGGUGAUCCACCGCAGCCGCCGCACGCAGUCCACCACCAACUACUUCGUGGUGGCCAUCGCCUGCGCCGACCUGCUGGCGAGCGUGGGCGGCGCUCCCCUGGUGCUGGUCCAGGUGGCGUGGGGCCGGUGGCCUCUGAGCGCCGAGGCGUGCAAGGCGGUGCGCUACGUGCAGCACCUGUGUCCCGGCGUGCAGGUGUACGUGUUGCUGUCCAUCGCCGUGGACCGCUUCUACACCAUCGUGUACCCGCUCAGCUUCAAGGUGUCCCGCGAGAAGGCCAAGAAGAUGAUCCUGGCCUCGUGGCUCUUCGACGCCGCCUUUGUGGCGCCGUGCGUUUUUUUCUACGGGUCCACGGCGCCCGGCGGCCACCACUGCCACUUCUUCCUCCCGGACAGCUGGGGCGCCGUGGCCUACGCCGCCGUGCACCUGCUCUUCGGCUUCGCCCUCCCGGCCGGCCUGAUCGCGUCCUUCUACCAGCGCGUGGUCCGCUACAUCUGGAGGAUCGGCGUCGACGGCCACACGGUGCGGCGGACCACCAAUGCGGUCCCACGGACCAAGGUGAAGACCAUCAAGAUGUUCCUCAUGCUCAACUGGGUCUUCUUCGUCACGUGGACCCCCUUCUACAUGGCCCAGUUGUGGCACCCCAGGGAGGCGGAGGGCGGCGGCCGGCGGGGGCUGCUCUUCUUCGCCGCCGUGGCCUGGAUCUCCUUCAGCUCGGCGGCGUCCAAGCCCACCUUGUACUCGGUCUACAACGCCAACUUCAGGCGGGGCAUGAGGGAGACCUUCUGCAUGUCCUCCAUGAAGUGUUACCGUAGCAACGCCUACACCAUCACAGCCAGCUCGCGCCUGGCCAAGAAGAACUACGUGGGCGUGGUGGACGUGCCCGUGCACACCAAGACGGGGGCCAAGGACCACUUUGACCCCACAGACAAGAAGGUGGCAUGGACCGCCAGCGGAAACCCCCACAACACCUUCGUCUGACUAGCUAGCUGCUA
Molecule: messenger RNA, 1519 nt
Organism: Doryrhamphus excisus (bluestripe pipefish)
Lineage: Eukaryota; Metazoa; Chordata; Actinopteri; Syngnathiformes; Syngnathidae
Gene: gpr19
Product: G protein-coupled receptor 19
Biological process (GO): G protein-coupled receptor signaling pathway
Cellular component (GO): plasma membrane
Molecular function (GO): G protein-coupled receptor activity
Source: RefSeq, a predicted model, not a curated record